Messenger RNA from Mercenaria mercenaria, 1058 nucleotides. Its product is annotated as 1-deoxyxylulose-5-phosphate synthase YajO-like. The coding region runs from base 588 to 1058 and encodes 156 amino acids. NCBI's taxonomy places the organism in Eukaryota, Metazoa, Mollusca, Bivalvia, Venerida, Veneridae. The transcript has 7 exons. The record is from RefSeq and is a predicted model, not a curated record.
CACCCUCCCUGGAACUUGGCAUUGACGUGUGGAGUAACAAACAUUCAUCAUUUCAUGUAUUGGAAAUGUCAUUACUACAGACAAAGAAAAUAGAACAUUUCCAUAAUACAUGAAGAUAGUGUAUUCAGAAAUUAAAAAGUGGAAGAAGCAAUAACAGAAGAAUGUCAGCUAAGACCAAUGUCUCAUAUAAUUUCUUAGGAAAAACCGGAGUGAAGGUGUCGAAUAUAUGUCUUGGUACCGUGACAUUUGGCAGCAGAAUACCUGGAGGACCAUUUGCUUGGUUUUACGGCAAUCCUAGACAAACUAAUGAGACAGAUUCACACAAGAUUCUGGAUCGCUAUGUUGAACUUGGUGGAAACUUUUUGGAUACGGCAGAUCUUUAUUCAGCUGGUGAAUCUGAAGAAAUAAUCGGUAAAUGGUUGAAAAAGCAGAAACGUGACAAUAUUAUCAUUGCGAGCAAAGCAGGAAUCAAAACACACGACAUUUCUGGGAGUUCUGUGGAACUUAGCAGAAGACAUAUCAUCAAAAGUUGCAUGGAAAGUCUUUAGAGACUGCAGACAGACUACAUAGAUCUUUAUCAGGCACACAUGUGGGACACUGCUACGCCUAUAGAAGAGACGUUACGUACCUUUGAUGAUCUCAUAAAGAGUGGAAAGAUUCGUCACUAUGGUUUCUCCAAUGUUUGUGGUUGGCAAAUGCAGAAAAUAAGUGAUACAGCAAAAUUGCUUAACCUGAACCCAUGUGUCAGUUUACAGCAACAUUACAAUCUACUCACGCGGGAUUCCGAACUUGAAUCAUUAAUAGCCUGUCAGAAUGAGGGAAUAUACGUGUUGCCAUGGGGUCCACUCAGAGGAGGUAUGCUCACUGGAAAGUUCAAAAAGGAUCAGGAACCUGACGCGACCGGAAGUCGUGUUGGAUAUUUUAACUCAAAGAAAGAAAUUCCUCAUUGGAUGAAAGACUGGAUAGAAUUUGGAAGCAACGACAAAUAUUGGGCACUGAUAACAGUCAUCGAAACAAUAGCAAAAGCGCAUGGUAUAGUACAUUUUAUACUUUUUUGA